Molecule: messenger RNA, 1275 nt
Organism: Parastagonospora nodorum SN15
Lineage: Eukaryota; Fungi; Ascomycota; Dothideomycetes; Pleosporales; Phaeosphaeriaceae
Exons: 2
Coding region: 1-1275 (424 amino acids)
Biological process (GO): 'de novo' NAD+ biosynthetic process from L-tryptophan
Cellular component (GO): cytoplasm
Molecular function (GO): metal ion binding; indoleamine 2,3-dioxygenase activity; heme binding
Source: RefSeq, a predicted model, not a curated record
AUGAGCCCUCAUAGAGUUGAGACCCUUCCUUCCAUUGGAGCAUUGUCUCAGUAUGGCAUCUCAAAGAACGGCUUCCUACCCGCCGAGAUACCUCUCAGCCGACUUCCACAAUCCUACUACCAACCAUGGGAGUGCAUCAUCGAAGAAAUCCCGUCACUGAUCGAAACACAAACAAUCAGACAUCGUGUCGACAAGCUUUCGGUACUCUCGACAUCAUUCCUAAGCACUGAAGCCGAAUGGCAAAGGGCGUACUCAAUGUUGGCCCUGAUAGCACAAGGCUACAUCUGGGCAGGUCCGGAACCAUCCGAGCGACUUCCUCCUGCUAUCACUGUCCCAUUCCUCAAAGCCGCGGCACAUCUUGAAGUUAAUCCUAUUGCGACGUACGCAUCCUACAACCUGUGGAAUUGGCGGCCACUCGAAGAAGACUUGGACAUCACCAAUCCCGACAACCUUGUGGCUCUCCAGACGGCAUCUGGAAGCGACGAUGAGUCGUGGUUCUUUAUCAUAUCAAAUGCGAUGGAAGCAAGGGCUGGACCAAUGAUCGAGACAAUGCUCGCUGCUAUCGACGCCGUGGAUAUGGAUAAUCGCGAAACCGUCAUUGACUCACUGAAAUCGUUCCGAAGCAGUAUGGAAGACAUCGGCGGUCUAGUAGAGCGUAUGGAUGAGCGUUGCAAUCCCCAACGCUUCUACCAUGAGAUCCGCCCUUUCCUGGCCGGAAGUAUGGGCAUGGAGGCUGCAGGUUUACCAGAAGGCGUCUUCUACGACGAGGGAGAUGGCAAGGGCUCUUGGAGAAAGUACAGGGGCGGGAGCAAUGGCCAGAGCUCUUUGCUGCAAUUUUGCGACGCAGUCCUGUCAGUGAACCACGCCCGAUGUAGUGGAUUUCACGCAGAGAUGCGCCUGUAUAUGCCAGGACCCCACGCACGGUUCCUCAACGAUAUCGAGAGCAUCGCAAACAUCCGGAGUUACGUCGACAGCCACCGCGACGAUACUGAACUCCUGUCAGCCUUCAACGAAGCCGUUUCAGCUUUGAGUGGUUUCCGGGACAAGCACAUUGCGUUGGUCACACGAUACAUUAUUAUCCCAAGCCGCAUGCCGAAGCCAGCGAGCGCGAUCGAUCGCCGAGAUAUCGCAUCGGCAUCGACGAAGUUGGCGAAAGAAGAGCCACAAACCAAGGAGUUGGUCGGUACUGGGGGUACAAAAUUAAUCCCAUUCUUACGCACUUCAAGAGAUGAAACACUAGAAACAACCGUCGUGCCGGAGCAGCAGUCGACGUAG